Aspergillus tubingensis is the source of this 2208-nucleotide messenger RNA. RefSeq names its product transcription factor domain-containing protein. Lineage: Eukaryota; Fungi; Ascomycota; Eurotiomycetes; Eurotiales; Aspergillaceae. Gene Ontology annotation, molecular function: DNA binding; DNA-binding transcription factor activity, RNA polymerase II-specific; zinc ion binding. Gene Ontology annotation, cellular component: nucleus. The record is from RefSeq and is a predicted model, not a curated record. Gene Ontology annotation, biological process: DNA-templated transcription; regulation of DNA-templated transcription. Bases 1 to 2208 code for a protein of 735 amino acids. The transcript is spliced from 6 exons.
AUGUCCCGCCCCCAGGUCAGCAUCGACCGUCUCACUCCCCGUCGCGUCCAUGCCGAACCCCGUGAAUCAAUGAACUGCAAGUCCUGCAGAAAGCGAAAGAUCAAAUGUAAUCGUCUACGUCCCAGCUGCGAGGCCUGCAAGGUCUUCCAAUGUCCAUGCAUCUAUGACGCCGUUCCUAAAAAGCGGGGACCCAAAACCGAUGUCCUGGAGGCCUUGUUAAAACGUGUUGACGGGCUGGAAAAGCGCCUCCAGGAAGACUCGCCGAUUUCCCCGACCUCGGCUACCUCUCCCAUUAAAUCCUUGGACCAGCAACUGCUGCCGUCCGCCUCGACGCCAUUCCACUUUCCCCCGGCGCCUCAUGGCUUUCCCCCACCCCCGCAAUCGCAGCCGCAGCAACACCGGCUGCCCGAUGCCAUGCUGGACAACUACUUUGCUCGGCUGCAUGGGAAGCCGUAUUGGAUUCUGGAUGAAACGGCGACUCGUCAACGGCAUCAGCAUGGACAAUUACCGGUGCAUCUGUCUAUGGCGAUUUAUGCCCUAACCCUAAGAUAUACUACGCCGAAUCCUCCGCAAGGCAGCCUGGAGUAUGCUCGGCAGGCAAGACGGCUGGUCGAUAUUGACAACCCGUCCAUCGAAGGGACCCAGUCUCUGCUGUUGCUCUGUCAUACCUUUUUCGCCUACGGGUGUGGCAAAACAGCCUACAUGGUAUUAGCCAAUGCGGUGUCCAUGACACUGGCGCUGGACUUGUAUCGCGAAGCACCCGCAGCGCUGCCUGCCGCAGAACGUGAGAUGCGACGGCGAUUGUUCUGGACCGUCUAUGUGAUGGAUCGCUUUCUCACCUGUGGCUCCAAGCGACCGUGUCUUAUUGCCGACCAUUCCAUCGUCCUGCGUCUUCCGGGCAGCGGGUCUGAAACGGGCGAAUGGUUUAACCCGGUUGGCCCUAAUAUCCAUUACUCCCCUGACCGUCGCAAAGGCCCUGGUGGCCCGGCUCUCUUGGUCGACAUUACGCGCAUUUUGGGUGUCACGCAUCGCUACCUCGCCGCGGGGGGCGUCAAAGGCGAUUCGCAUUUUCCCUGGCACGCCCUCUCCAACCUAUCCAAGAUCCGCCAGGAACUCGACCUCUGGGCGGCCGGCACACAAGAUCUGUUCGCAUCGAUCGAGACUCUAUUCGGCCAUCCGGAGAGCACGCUGCUGCUUUUGAGCAAGCUCAUCUACCACCUCGUGCACUGUCUACUCUAUCGGCCCUUCCUUCCCAUCGACCUGGUCGAGCUGCGCGGUACCGGACAGCAUCAGUCGUGGCAGAUCGAGGCGACAACGCUCUGUUUCUCGCAUGCCAAUGCCAUCGCCGAGCUGGUGGAGCUAGCCCGACAUGCGCCACGCAUCGAGUGGCCCGCCCUGGUAGCAUACUGCGUGUGCACGGCUGGCACCGUACACGUACACGGAGUUCACUACCACGGGCGCGAGGGAGAAGUGUUUGCGUCGAGCGCAGACUUUCUCGCGCGCGAGAUGCACCAGCUGUCGUGGCUACGGCAGUACUGGGCGGGGGUGCAGCACCAGCGGGAGAUGCUGCAAAGUAUUUCAGGAUGCCAUGCCGAGCUGGUGCGGACAAUGGCAGCGCGACCGGUGCGGUUUGCCCCGGUGUUCCAUCUAGAGGACUUCCUGGACCGGUAUCCGGGGCUAGCCGUGGAUGGGGCGCAUUUGCGAUUAGUGGACGGAGACGAAUUACCACUUGACCGACCCGAUUUCAACAGACUUAUGUACCCGCCCGCAUCGACUCUACCUUCCCAAGGCCGAGGAUCCAUCAGCUUCCAACCAUCGCCAACAUGGCCACAACCCGAGCUCGCCCUGCCAGAGAGCAGUCUAGGCUUCUCACCAGGAGUGAGCAACUCCCCUGCACCGUUUCUCUCCGACCCAUUCACUGCACCGACACCGCCCGCACAGCCCCAGUACGCGACGUUUCCGUUUGAAGCCACGCCGGGCGGACCGGCACUGACGCCGGACGCCCCGUCACAGGGCAGCUCCAGCGCCACUGCAACAGCAGCAGGAGCUGCAACAGGCACAGGCGAAGGCGAAAAAGACCCGUUUCUGAGUCUGCUGGAGCAGCUGGCAGAAAACGAGCAUUCGCAAGGCGGACCCAGCGAGCUGGACUUUUUCCUCGGAGAGGGGCUAGAUAUGGUGAUGCCUGAGGUGGAGGUGGAGAAUCCGUAA